Messenger RNA from Cuscuta campestris, 2960 nucleotides. Lineage: Eukaryota; Viridiplantae; Streptophyta; Magnoliopsida; Solanales; Convolvulaceae. The record is from the annotation of a GenBank genome assembly.
GGAACUCGGAACACCGGCAGAGAGGUUCCCACCACCGGGGGGGCUGUUUGGUCACUGGUGUUGUCGUUGGAACUUGAAGCGACUGUUCGCCGGGACUUGGAGAUUUCCGUCAAGCCGCUGCUCGUCUUUCCUCUCUGCUAAAACGGAAUUCACCGCAGAUAAUGCCGCUGCUGUACUCGUGCAUCACAGAAGGUGUUGCGUCGAAGAAGAAAGCCAAUGAGAACUCAAAGAUUAAGUUUUAAUAAAUUAUAAUUUGACCCCUAGAAUUGUUAACAGUUGCAAUUCUGUCAUUUCUUAUAAUUUGAGCAUAAAGGUAGGCAAUUACUACAAAUUAAACCAAAGGUGCUAACUAAUGAAUUGGUGGCUACUUAUAAGUUAUGUAGGAAAUUAUGAAACUGACCUCUUAAUAAUAUUAGGUGGAUUUGGGUUGAAUUAGAUAUUGGGAAUCACAAAUUGGACUAAACAAGAGAAUAAGGUCACGCGGGUGACGUCGUUCAUCCGGUGGUCUCGAUGGUUAAAAACGUGCGCACGGUGGUCAUUGACCCCUGGCGAGAUCCAGCGGGGGCCUCAACCCCCUCCAUUGCGAGAGCUUUGGAGUUAUGAGUGUGGGUUUGGGUGAGAGCCUGGAUUCCACACUCCUGUAAGUAUGAAUUGAAUUAUAUUAGCAGACAGAUGGAAUAAGUAUGCAUAAGAACUAAACUAAAUUAAAAGGAAUGAAUCUUAUCGUUAACUAUGACAACGAUCAUCACUCUGAGGAUGGGAGCAUGCAACAGAACGACCACCAGAAUAUGAACAUGAACCAGAACGUCCCACACCAAGAGGCGCCGAAUGGUGGGCCUGUUGGGGUCCCACAGAUCGACCAUGCAAUGAUGAUGCAGCUCCUACAGCAAGUUCUGAUCAUGAAUCAGAAUGCCUUAGCGCACGUUCGACUACCGGAACCGAGGAUCACGCUCGAGAAACUGAAGAAAAACGGCGCUGAAGAAUUCCUAGGCGAGAACAUCACCGACCCAUUGAUUGCGUUUAGAUGGAUAGAGCGCAUACAACGGGUAUUCGAGAAUUUGAAGGUUCCAGCUAGCGAGUGGGCUGAUUUUGCGGUCAUGCUUUUACAGAGUAAUGCGUACGAGUGGUGGAAGCGCACUACUCGAAAUGCGAAUCAUCCAGCGCAAGUGACGUGGGCGUACUUUGAUCAAGUGUUCAGAGAGGAAUAUAUCCCAGAGUCGUUUGUGGAAGAGAAACGAGAAGAGUUUCUACAACUCGAGAUGGGUACGAUGAGUCUUCCCGAGUAUCGUCAGAUGUUCGACCAUCUUGCUGAGAUCGGCCAGGACUUGGUGAACACCACCAAAUGUCGUUGCGAUAGGUUCGUGAAGGGCAUGCGCCCGAAACUUCAGAAGCACAUGUCUACUGCAUCUAGGCAAGACUUUGGUGUUAUGUACGAACAGGCCAAGGAAGUGGUUCAAACUAAAGAAGGUGUUAGGCUCAACUUCAAGGGGAAAAGGAUGAGAGGGAUAGUGGAGAUAAGAACGGGAGGUUGUUCUUUGGUUGGUUUGGCCGUGGGUGUAGGAGGAGAAACAUCUUUGAAGUCAAAGACGCGUUCCACCGUUUCUAACCACUCGAGGAACUCGUCCGGGUCGUUCUUCCCUUCAAAAGUUGGAAUGUCAACUUUGAAGUCAGAACCUUCAUUGGCUUUAGGCUUCAUGGUUCCACUAGAACUAACGUCUUCUUCACGGUCACUGCCUUGUAGCUCGUUGAGUUUCAUCUUUGUGAGUUUGGCUACCUCUUUAGCCAAGUACUCUACUUGGGCUUUCAAGGCUGCAUUGGAGGCAAUGAGCUCUUCAUGGGACAAGCUUUGGGAUUCAUUUGACAUGAGCGAGCGUACGCCUGCUGCAUCUCAACGUCCACAAAGACCACGACAACCUGCUGCACAACAACAAGCUAGAGCUCCAGCCAGGACUUACGCCAUGCAGGGAAGAAUUGAUCCUAAUCAAGACGUCGACUAUGGAGUUUCGCCAGAGUUGUCGCCGGAGUUCUGCAAGGAUUGGCCGGAGUUUAAUUUGUCGAUUGAGGUAGGAAUCAAGGAUUUGAUGAGGAGCAGCCUGGAGGACAGUGAAGCGUGACGCUGGUGGAUGACCGAAGCUGUUUUAUUUAAACUAAAUAAGUUUGUUGGAUUUGUUUAUUUAAAUUACCAGAAUGUUGAAUGUUGUUUUUUAAAGGCUUCCGCAACGUUUCAGUUAUUUACUCUGAUUAAACGAUUUAUUGUUUUUUUUAAAUAAAUGUGGAUGUUUGUUUUAUUUCUAAAUGUUUUUAAAAUGUUGUGCAUGUGAAUACCAAAUUAGUGACAACCCGACUCGCUAACUCGUUAAUUCGGGUUAUGCGGGGAUAAAAGGCCUGCGCAACAAGUACACUUUUACAGAGCAAUAAUUAUAUUUUGAGUCCCGUGCGAAAAAGAAAAAGGCAUGGCUGUGUGGAGAAUCGUGUUCCGGUCAGCUUCUCGGUAAAAUACAGAGUAAAUAAAAAAGGAUAAUCGUGUUCCGGUCUCCUCUCUCAAUUUCGUCGGCGUCUUGGCCGAGCAAAUCGCCGGCGUCUUGGCCGAGCAGGUCGUCUCCUCUCUCAAUUCCGAAUGAAGAUCUUGUAGCAAUUUAUUAGAACUUUUAUGUCGACGAUGCCAAUAUGGUUGGAGUUCAAGCGAUGCUGUCAAUGCACUCCUCUCCAUUGGUAAGACAAAAGAGGAGAGGCCGAAGAACCGUCCUUGCACAGCUGCUCUCAUCACUCCCCUAAACUCAGAUUUUUUAGAAGCAAGGAUUUGAUCCGAAUUGCACCAUAAGCAGGUCUUUUAAGAUUGAAUCCGACCAUUUGGCCAUCUUUCAAAGGUAGUAUACAAUUUUGAUUAUAGGGGACAGUAGAAGUUUGCUAAUACUAAUGUAUGUAUGUUAAUAACACACAAAUGAAUAAGUUUCAUUUAU